Messenger RNA from Vanessa tameamea, 600 nucleotides. RefSeq names its product ctenidin-1-like. The coding region runs from base 35 to 526 and encodes 163 amino acids. NCBI's taxonomy places the organism in Eukaryota, Metazoa, Arthropoda, Insecta, Lepidoptera, Nymphalidae. The record is from RefSeq and is a predicted model, not a curated record. The transcript has 5 exons.
ACUUGGCUCGGUAAGAGGAUGUACAGCGAUCGUUAUGCAGAAUAUUUUACGAGUAAUCGUAUCUCUCAGCGUUGUCGUAAUAUUUGUUGUAAUCGAUGCAAAACCCUGGUGCGGUAAUUAUGGUUGUGGUGAUAGCGCAUAUGGUGGCGACAGCAGUGGGUAUGGUAGUGGCAUAGGUGGAUAUGGUGGAGGCAGGGCCGGUUUUGGUGGCGGCUAUGGUAGAUUUGGUCCCCCAUCCAUAAACGGUGGAUUUGUUGGAGGUAGAUUUGGUGGUCAAGGUGGCGGUGAAAUGACAUUUGGCGGUGGAAAACCAAAUUUUGACAUCAAUGCUUUGUUUGGAGGCUUUGGUGGAGGGCUACAAGGUCGCGGAGGGAGACGACCCGAAUAUGACGACGAAUACGAAGAAGUUGAGGAAGAUGAGUAUAGUGACUACACUUUCCAACCCCGUGUUUGUAGGGGAUGCGCGAUCAACAAUAUAGGGAACGGUCGCAAUAACAAGAACUCGUUUCACUUACAUAGACAUUGAAUAUUUUAGAUUCAUUAAUUUAAUCAUAAUGUAACCUGCGACUAUCCUUCACGCUCCAUUUAAUAAAUAAAAUA